AUGGGGCAAACAACAUCCAGUCACAAACAUGGCGAAUGCGGAAGCAGCAACCAAAGUUUGACUGCAGCAAGCACGUUCAACCCUUUCCUGCGGAGCAGCACCGCGUCCGACCGAGACACCUGCAGGUCAGGUUAUAUGCUGAAAGGAUUCGACAGCCCCAUCCUCAGGCCUGAAAGACGUGUCUCCUUCGUGCAACGCCUCUCCAAACACCGGGUGUGCGUCCUCUGCAGAGAGGUUCCGUCCCGGGUCAUCCCACUGCCAUGCGAGCAUGUCGGAUGUUACGGAUGCGUUGCGGUCGCCUGCCGCAGUCUCAAAGACAAGCGCCGCCCCGUCUGUCCUGAUGACGGUGCUACGCUGGUCAUUCACAAGGUCAGGGUUGUGGACAACUCGGACCACCUGUUCCAGAAAACGGUGCUGUGCCUAAACUCUCCGUUCGGCUGCCCGCACCAGUGCAAGCUAGAAGAGCUCCAGGGCCACUGUGAGGAAUGCCAGUUUACCCUUGUUACCUGCGAACUCUGCGAAAAAGACGUACGGAAGUGCGACUACAAGCAGCAUUACGAGCAUUGCUCUCAACGGAACCCGGCCGGAGGACUGGCCAUCCAUCAGUGA
This is a messenger RNA of Rhipicephalus sanguineus (brown dog tick), 609 nucleotides long. RefSeq names its product TNF receptor-associated factor 6. NCBI's taxonomy places the organism in Eukaryota, Metazoa, Arthropoda, Arachnida, Ixodida, Ixodidae. Gene Ontology annotation, cellular component: plasma membrane signaling receptor complex. The coding region runs from base 1 to 609 and encodes 202 amino acids. Gene Ontology annotation, biological process: regulation of canonical NF-kappaB signal transduction; positive regulation of JNK cascade; tumor necrosis factor-mediated signaling pathway. The record is from RefSeq and is a predicted model, not a curated record. The transcript has a single exon.